AUUGCCAAGGACAAUGAACUUGAGUUUGGAGAAGAAGUAGCUAACUUCUUGCGACACAAUUUUUAUGUGGAUGAUGGACUCAAGUCUGUUCCUUCUGUCGAAGAAGCUAUUCGCAUGAUAGAUUCUAGUCAGGCAAUGUGCAAAAGGGGCGGUGUUAGAUUGCACAAAUUCUUAAGCAAUUCUAAGGAAGUUAUAAGUCACGUGUCACCAGAAGACAGGGCUAGUGGACUUGCAGAUUUUGAUAUUCUUACUGAUAGUUUUCAUGUUGAAAGAACAUUGGGCGUUCAAUGGUGUAUCGAGUCUGAUUGCUUUCAGUUCAGAAUAGUCUUGAGUGACAAACCUUUAACCAGAAGAGGAGUUCUGUCCACGGUUAGCUCCGUAUAUGACCCUUUGGGAUUUAUUUCACCAGUUAUCCUUGUAGGCAAGCAGAUACUGCAGCAGCUAUGUGCACAGAAUGCAGACUGGGAUGAUCCAGUUCCUGACAACUUAAAAUCAAAAUGGGAGCAGUGGAGAAAUGAGCUUAACAUUCUUGGGUCACUUAGAAUAAGCAGAUGUUUUAAGCCUAAGGAGUUUGGUGAAGUCAUAUCUGCUGAAAUACAUCACUUUUCAGAUGCAAGCAUGGACGGCUAUGGUCAGUGUUCAUACCUCAGAUUAAUUGAUAACAAGGGCCAGGUCAAUUGUUCUCUUCUUAUGAGUAAGGCUAGAGUUGCACCACUCAAGCCUAUCACUAUUCCUCGUCUUGAGCUGGCUGCAGCUGUUGUCUCAGUAAAAAUUAGCGUCUUAUUACGACAAGAGUUACAAUUUCCAGAUGCACUUGAGUAUUUUUGGACUGAUAGUAAGGUAGUUAUUGGUUAUGUUGGGAACGAUUCACGGAGAUUUCAUGUGUAUGUAGCUAAUCGUGUCCAACAGAUUAGAAGUCACAGUGAUCCAUCCCAGUGGAGGUAUGUUGAGUCAGAACUCAGUCCUGCGGAUAUUGCAUCAAGGGGUUCAUCGGCUUAUGCCCUUGUACACAAGUCCAAUUGGUUUAAAGGCCCAGAUUUCUUGUGGAAUAUUCAACUUCCACCUAUCGAAAAUGUAAUCCCGCCUUUGUCAGAUGAUGAUAAGGAGCUAAAAAAGGCUCAUACAUUCAGAACCUUCGGUGCUUCUACCAAUCUAGGGGAAAUCUGUUCGCGUUUCGAGUAUUUCUCUAGCUGGAGACGAUUGAAACUUCAGUUGCUCUAUGUCUUAAGCACAUUGUCUGUCUUAACAAACGUGUUAGGUCGUCCAAAGCUGAACAGCCGAUUGCUCAGACUGAGGGAGAGGCGAGUUGUCAGUCUGCCGUAUCAGUGGACGAUUUGUUAG
This is a messenger RNA of Mercenaria mercenaria, 1341 nucleotides long. RefSeq lists its product as uncharacterized. The record is from RefSeq and is a predicted model, not a curated record. NCBI's taxonomy places the organism in Eukaryota, Metazoa, Mollusca, Bivalvia, Venerida, Veneridae. The annotation marks the transcript as partial. The transcript has a single exon.